This is a messenger RNA of Drosophila guanche, 3389 nucleotides long. Its product is annotated as adenylyl cyclase X E-like. Gene Ontology annotation, molecular function: adenylate cyclase activity. Lineage: Eukaryota; Metazoa; Arthropoda; Insecta; Diptera; Drosophilidae. The transcript has 11 exons. The record is from RefSeq and is a predicted model, not a curated record. Gene Ontology annotation, biological process: intracellular signal transduction; cAMP biosynthetic process; adenylate cyclase-activating G protein-coupled receptor signaling pathway. The coding region runs from base 25 to 3324 and encodes 1099 amino acids.
GUUGUAUCUGUGAUCACAUUCGGAAUGAAUUCUCCAUGGCCGAGUUUUAAUGAGGAUGUGGGAGACAGCCGCUCGCUGGGCAACGUUCGGGUCCUUGAAUGGAAGCACUUGAAGGAAAGGUGUCGGACGCUGCAAAUGGAAAACUGCGUGUGGAAUUACAUGAGGCGUUGGGCCACCGCCACGCUGGCUCACUUCAUCAUAGUCAUUGAAUGUCUGAUGUUUGUUCACAUUACUCUGCUCCUGACCCUAGUCAAGAAUGUAUACUUUUAUGAACUGGUUCCGUACCUGUUGGUUUUGAUUCUGAUGCCACUGGUAAUGAUGGUUUGCCUGAAGGAUAACCACAAAGAGUGUUACGCCAGCAACAUGAUAGCCAGCUGGGUGAUGGCUUUUCUGCUGACGAUUAUGGACAACUUUGUUUCAAUUUCUCAUGGCGGCAACGUUGUGCUGAUGCCCAGCUACGAUCACAUUGUGCUGGCUGCUAUUUACUUGUAUCUGCCAGUUGCGUUCUUGGAUCGAGGCAGACCUUAUAUCCUUGGCCUGGCCGUUUCCGUCGUGUACUUUUGUUGCUCGUGCUGGCGGCUGACGGCCAACAAAGCACAGCUCCUUCCUACUCUCGUGUGCUAUGCGUUGUAUCUCUUCUAUCAGAAUCUCGUCUUGGCAUUAUUUUUCACGCUGCGAGUGUUUGGUGUGCGACGCCUAAUUCUCAAUCGCCAUCAGCUGGUCUACGAAAAAAUUGUGCUCAAGAUGGUGAUGAAGAACGAGAAGGCCCUGCUGGAGUCCAUUACCCCAGCCGAAAUGGACCAAACGCUGCAGGAGGACAUUCGCACGCGCAUCGAGGAUGAGCGACAGGGUAAAAAGAUACCCAAAUUGCGCAAACUCUUUGUGGAGCCACAUCCGGCUGUGUCCAUACUGGUCGCCGACAUGGUAAACUACACGCACCUAACCAACACCCUGGAUGCGCGGAGUCUGGUCGAGAUUCUGCACGAGCUGUUCGUCAACUACGAUCGGGCAACCAAGCGGAAUGACGCGCAGCGCAUCAAGUUCCUCGGAAAUGCCUACAUUUGUGUCUGCGGCAUUCCCAUGUACAACCCCGACCACGCCUGCAGCUGCGUGGACCUGGCGCUCGACAUGAUCAGCAUAACCCAACAGGUGCGCGAGCACUGGAUGCUGAACAUCGACCUGCGCGUCGGUGUGCACUCGGGAGAGGUGUUCGCCGGCGUCAUUGGCCACAUCAAGUGGCAGUACGACAUUUGGUCUAAGGAUGUGGACAUUACCAAUCGCCUGGAAAUGUGGGGAGAGCCGGGCAAGGUGCACAUCUCCAAUCACACUCUCAGCCUGCUGAACGACGAAUUUCUCUACGAGGAAGGCACCGACAGUGCCAGGAACGACCCCGUGCUGCAGAAGGCGGAGAUCUACACGUACUUGGUCAGUAGUCGUCAUCCCGAUUUUAUGGAGCCCUGCUUUGGUCUGGACUCGAAUAUUCGUGGUGUCUCCCUAGCCUCGUACCGCACGAGCUACAGCAAUAUCUACGAGGAGGUGGCAAAGAAGACAAAGAAGAAUAUGGAGAACGAAGUGAAGCACAUGCCAGCCGGACAAUUCAUUUACUUCUGUAGAGCCCCCAAAAGGGAAGGAGAGGAACCGAACGAGGAUCAACUGUUAAAUGCGCACAUCACCUAUGGCUUGAUGAAGUUUCAUAGCGCGCGCAUGGAGUGCGCUUACAUGAAAAUGCCAGAUCUGCUGAUGAAGUACAAUCUAGUCAUUGUGCUGGUUGCCGCAGUGGGGGUCAUCGCGAUGAAUAUUACGGUAUCUGUCUCCACAAUGUUCAAGGAACUACUUGCGAUGCUGCUGGUGCUUGUGCUCAUCUGCUUGAUUGGUGGCUAUAAGAAGUUGUGGCUGCAGUUCCAUGUUACGACGCCCAUGGGACAGCCGUCCUUCUGCCUAAACCGUUGGCUCAUCUGGAUGUCGGAGCUAAUUGAGCAGCAGACGUUACGUGUGGGCAUGCCCCUCUCCAUAUUUGUCAUACUUCUUGUCUUCGUAAUCGCCACGACCGGCGUGCUUGUGUGCAGCAGAGCCGAGUUUGAGAUUGAGUUAAUCGAAUCGGAUGUGGCCGAUGAGGAGCCUCAGAUGAUGUGCUUCCUGCCCUGGGUACUCACUCAAUCGGUGAUCAUUGUGCUCAGCCUGCUAUUCUUCUUUGAAGCCCUGGCGCUCUCCUUCAAGAUGGGCCUUGGGCUGUUUAUCCUCAGCUGCCACCUGUUUAUCAUACACGCACACUACGGAUUCGCGUUCGAGCGAUCGGAGACAAUCAAUAUGAACUUAAAGGCGGAAUUUGCGCACACCUGGUAUCUGCUUGCCUACUUUAUAGUACUCUCUGUUAAGCAGCGUCACUCCACGUACAUCAACAAGGCGAUCUUCUUCACUCGAGGGCGCUACGAGAAGACACGCAAACUGACAGAGGACACAACAAAGUCCAUCAAGAUCAUUAUGCUGAACAUGUUGCCCUCGCAUGUGGCUGACAACUUCCUGGAGAUACGGCGCAACGAUCAGCUCUUCUAUGAGAACUUCAAGAACGUGGCCGUGAUGUUUGCCAGCAUUGAGAACUACGCUGCUGAUCGGGCUGGCAUCCGAGUGCUGCACGAGUUCAUCUGCUACUUUGACGAGCUGCUGGUGAACUUUGGCCGCAAGUACAAGAUCGAAAAGAUCAAGGUGAUGGGCUGGACGUACAUGGCUGCCUGUGGCCUCUCGGCGGAACAUUACACUCCUGUCAGAAAAGAGGAAUCGGAACUUAGCUCGAGAUCAAAUAGCGUACGCGUCGGGUCCAACGAAUCUUCAGAGCCUUCCUUUUUGAUGGAUGACGACGAGUUCGUUUUAAUCAUGACUGAUUUUGCCGUCCAUCUGUUGCGCAUCAUGAACAACAUCCAGGUGGAGGACAUCUUCUACGAGCUCGAUCUGCCGAAAAGCUUGCGGGGGUGCCUGAAAAUUGGAAUCGCUCAUGGGCCUGUGAAGGCUGGCGUUGUGGGCCACUCGAAGCCGCACUAUUACAUCUGGGGCAGCACCGUUAACAUGGCAUCCCGCUUGACAAGCACAGGACUGCAGGGCGCUAUCCAGGUGGGCGAGUCCACUGCUCAAGUGCUGCGUCGCAACAACAUCCGGUGCAGCUAUCGGGGGCAGAGUUGGCUGGAGGGCAUGAGCAACUAUCCCACAUAUGUGGUGGAUCUGGAUGACACUCUAGAGUUUCAGUACAACGAUGAGAGGUCUUCUGAACAGGACAGCGAGGAGGAGCAGGAAGAGCGCACUCUUGGCGGUAGCACGGGCAGCGACUGCUAGUCUUAUGAUAUUUUUACUUAGUAUUAAUAUAGAUUUAUUAAGAAUAUAUAACACACAUAGAGAUA